GUAACGGUACUGCGUGUAUCGCGUUCUAUGCGAAAAAAAUUAAACUUUUACUGUUGAUUAAGCAAAGUAUGACCUAAUUUCAUCGCCUAAACAUGAAUUCGGAUACACAGAUCACAAAACUGAUUGAGGAGAUCUUGGGCGAAAAGAGCAAUGAUUUUGAUUACGAGGGUCCGAUGGUGGACGAUGAGGAACUGCAAAAACGAGCCGAGGAAGGAUAUAAAAAGUUUGCGACCAUCUUCGGGACAAUGUCCCAGGAGGGCAAAGAGUCUGCGUUGCGCUAUUAUUUGAGCUAUGUGGCCGGGAUCAACCAUCGGAAUAAAGUUCACAAACAUAUGCAGGUAUUGAACAAGCUAGUCGGUUUGAACAUCAUACCGGCACGGUUAUUGUGCGAACAGAUUAUGAGUUCCGAGAAGCUGAUUUAUCAAAAUCAGAGCUUUUGGAUCGAGUGCUUUCAGGUUGUUCGCAAAAUCAUCGGCGGCGUCGACUACAAGGGCGUCCGGGAGAUCAUGAAGUGCUGCAAGGAGAAGGCACUCUCGUUCCCGUCCGCAAUCGGCUCCAGCAUUCUGCCGCAGAUGCUGGAGCUGACCGAGGUUAUUGAGCAUAUUUUCAACCGGAACGCGUGCCUCCUUCCGGCGUACUUCAUCAUCAAUGAGAUUCAGAAGCCAGAUUUUCAGGACACCCACUGGCGCAUAGCCAAUCUGAUUGCGAACUUUAUCGAAGAGUUCGUAAUCGUGGCUCAGAUGCUGGCUAUUAUCGGCCACUCGUCGAUGUUGCCGAUCGUGGAGCAUUCCUCGUACGCGGACAAUCUUAUCAAUCCGUGGAAGCUCGAUCCAAAUACGUUGAAGCUUGCGCUGCGUGGUAAUCUUCCGUACGAACCGGAACUAUUGCAGCCACAGACAAAACUGCUGAGAUUUGUCUUGGAACAACCCUACUCCCGGGAUAUGGUGUGUUCGAUGUUGAAUCUGCAGAAACAGCAUAAACAAAAAUGUGUUGCGUUGGAAGAACAGCUAGUUUGGUUGGUAAUUUGCGCAAUGGAGUGCUCGGAAAAGGAGCCAGCUCAUCCCACCGAAGGCGAUGACAUGAUUUCCAGUCACACCCAGUGGGUAUGGCUUCAUCUGAGUUCUCAGCUGAUUUACUUUGUGCUGUUCCAGUUUGCUACGUUUCAAAAUAUCGUGAACUCAUUGCAUGACAAACUGGCUGUUAGAAAUUUACGCCGGGGACGAGAUCACCUGAUGUGGGUCCUGUUACAAUAUAUUUCCGGAAGCAUUCAGAGAAAUUCGAUCUCAAACUUUCUACCGAUUUUGAAACUGUACGAUAUUCUGUAUCCGGAAAAGGAACCUCUGCCAGUGCCGGACUAUAAUAGUCCUUACUGUACUCAUCAGAUGGCACCGACCUGCAUCUGGAUCCAUUUGCUUAAACGUGCCCAAUCGGAGCACUACAACAUAAACCGCCCGAUUCCGAUGGCUUUGAAGUUGCACCACGAUUUCCUGCAGCAUUUGGUUAUGCCAAGCAACAAUGCCUCGCUCUGUAUGGGUUCCGAUUAUCGUAUCGCUCUGCUGUGUAACGCUUACUCAACCAACCAGGACCUUUUCUCCCGUCCAAUGGCAGCCCUGAUCGAGACUAUUUUAGGGAAUCCGAAAAAUCAAACCGGUGCCGGCGGGAGCCAGCAACUGCCAACGGUUCCGUUGUCGAUGUGCGUGUUGGACAGUUUAACAAUCCACAGUAAGAUGUCGCUUAUUCACAGCAUCGUUACGCACAUGAUCAAACAGGCACAGAACAAAAGUACCAUCCCGAAUGCGAACAAUAUGGCCCCGGCGCUGGUUGAAACUUAUUCUAGGCUGCUGGUGUAUACCGAAAUCGAGUCGCUGGGAAUCAAGGGGUUCUUGAGUCAACUACUUCCGCAAGUAUUUAAAUUCCAUGCAUGGGGAAUUCUGUAUACCUUACUGGAGAUGUUCUCCUAUCGUAUGCAUCACAUUCAACCGCACUACCGGGUGCAACUGUUGUCUCACCUGCAUUCUCUAGCUUCUGUCCCUCAUACCAAUCAGAUGCAGCUGCACUCUUGCGUUGAAUCUACCGCGCUCCGUUUGAUUACCGGUCUCGGCUCGGUCGAAGUCCAAGCGCAACUAUCCCGCUACGUGAACGAACCGAAAACCCCUGGAAAUAUUGUCUCAGCCGAAAGUGAAGAACUGAACCGUGCUCUUAUCCUCACGUUAGCUCGUUCGAUGCAAAUCACUGGCACCGGAAACGAUUCACAAUCCAGCACAUGGUGUAAGGAUCUACUGGCUAGUAUUCUUCAAAAUACACCCCAUUCCUGGUCACACCACACGCUGCAGUGCUUCCCGCAGGUGUUGAAUGAUUUCUAUAUGCAGCACAGCAUCCCCAAGGAGAACAAACAACAGCUGAAGAAAUCGGUGGACGAGGAGUACCGCAAAUGGGCUUCGAUGUCGAAUGAGAAUGACAUGAUCGGAACAUUUGCCACGGCCGGUACACAGCCACUGUUUCUGUGUUUGCUGUUUAAGAUGAUUGUGGAGACGAGUACGAUUAACCCGAUGUCCUAUAAAAUUUUGGAACGUAUUGGUGCCCGUGCUCUGUCUGCGCAUCUGCGUAAAUUGUGUGACUAUCUCGUGUUCGAGGUAGCCAAUGCGGGCGCGAGUGCCCACGUGAACAAAUGCGUCGACACGAUCAACGACAUGAUUUGGAAGUACAACAUAAUCACCAUUGACCGGCUGGUGCUUUGUCUUACCUUGCGCACCCUCGACGGCAACGAAGCGCAGGUGAGUUUCUGCAUCAUACAGCUCUUGUUGCUGAAAACGACGGAGUUCAGAAGUCGCCUGCAGGAGUUUGUUAGUAUCAACUCGCCGGAACAUUGGAAGCAAAACAACUGGCACGAACGACAUCUGGCCUUCCAUCAGAAAUUUCCGGAAAAGUUUGCCCCGGACGAAUCGGUUUCUCAUCCGUCGCUGCCGGUGUACUUCGGUAAUGUUUGUUUGAGGUUCCUGCCCGUUUUGGAUAUCACAAUUCAUCGGUACUUGGAGGUACCACCCAGUAUGAGCAAGACGCUGGACGUUUUUCUGGAUCAUUUAGGAUCGCUGUAUAAGUUCCAUGAUAGACCGAUUACGUACUUGUACAAUACGUUGCACUACUACGAACGAAGGCUGCGGGAUAGGCCACAACUGAAAAAGCGAUUGGUUGGAACAGUCAUUGGUUCACUGAAAGACGUUCGCCCGGAUAAUUGGGCUCUGACGGAGCAGUAUCAGUCGUACAUGCUUAAAAAAGAUGAAACCAUCACCUGGAUACCGGAGCUAACCUAUUACAUUCAUUUAGUUCGUCGAAUGCAAGAUACGAUAGACGGUAACAAUGUAUUUCCGGGAACUGACUGGCGUUUCAACGAAUUUCCCAACCCUCCGGCCCACGCACUUCACGUGAGCUGUGUGGAAUUGUUGGGUCUUCCGGUUGGGCCCCAGUCGGUAGCCAAUAGUCUCAUUGACGUGGUCGUUAAGGGAUACCCGGUGAUACCCUUCCAGAGUGUGCACAAUUGGAUCAAUACGAUCGGGUUAAUGAUGGCGGCUCUGCCGGAAUCGUACUGGGGUGUGAUUUACGAGCGGCUUAGGGAUGUCAUCAGUUCACCGCAGAUGGCGGAAUGGACCUACCGGCAGAGUCCGUUCGAGAUGUUCAACUUUAAAAUCGUUACGGAAGCGAUGCUCGAGCGAUGUUACGUGGUUAUUCUGGCGAUCGCUCAGAGUAUUUUACAUCACAGUGGAAUUGGACAAAUUUCCACCGUUACGGACUACAUUAAAGAGAAGUUCAAACCUAUCAUAAAAUCCGAGUAUCAACUCAUCUACCUAUGUCACGUGGUCGGUCCCUUCCUGAAUCGACUAAGCACAGAACGACCACGUGCCGUCUCAGACAUCACACUGCUCCUGUACGAGCUGCUCGAACAGGUCGACAAAGCUCAACCGUCGGCUCCCCUCAAAUACAUGGAUCCGAUCUGUGAUCUGCUGUAUCACAUCAAGUACAUGUUCGUGGGUGAUCUGAUGAAGUCCGAACUGGAAGCGAUCAUUCGCCGGUUGCGCCCUGCACUGCAGAUGCGUUUACGGUUCAUCACACGUUUGAAUGUCGACGAGAUUGGAGUCGAGCAACAGAGUGUUGAAUCCGGUAGCCAAGUCAGUGGGCAGACAAGCCACGCACAGCAGGCCACUAGUGGAGUUGCACAACAGGUUGGCGUUCAACAAGGUGGUACGGGUGGUUCGCAAUCCACCGCGAAUCAUCAGCAACAGAAGCAGCAGUAAUGAGCAGCUUGUUGGAGGUGAGUGUUUGCUUUUUUUAUUAUCUUUUAUUGAGAUAUUCUAGAAUUUAUACACACUAUGAUAGGUAUAACAACAUAUAAAUCAGCCUCACAUUAUUAUAGUACUAUGCAAUAUAUAGUGUCUGCAGUAGGUA
This is a messenger RNA of Topomyia yanbarensis, 4440 nucleotides long. It is a transcript of the gene MED23, whose product is annotated as mediator of RNA polymerase II transcription subunit 23. Gene Ontology annotation, biological process: positive regulation of gene expression; regulation of transcription by RNA polymerase II. NCBI's taxonomy places the organism in Eukaryota, Metazoa, Arthropoda, Insecta, Diptera, Culicidae. The coding region runs from base 93 to 4289 and encodes 1398 amino acids. Gene Ontology annotation, cellular component: mediator complex; transcription regulator complex. The record is from RefSeq and is a predicted model, not a curated record. The transcript is spliced from 9 exons.